CAUUGACUUUGGUUUUUCGUUUGGUGUCGGUGGUCGGUCCAAAUGUAUGUGUGUUUCUGUGUAUGAUGGAUUUAAUUUGGUUUGUGCGUGGCGAUCGUGUGGCGAUGGUGUGGUGUGUGUCUUGUAAAUAAAUUCUUACAAAAAACUGUUCAAAAGAACUUAAAAUCGCUUUCUAAUUAUUCACCGUUAAGGUAAUGGUAUAAAGUGUUGUGAUUUUCAUGGCAGAUAUUGAAUAAACUGUAAUCGUACUUUGUGCCUUCAACACAAAAUUGUAACAAUGUCUUACAAUUACACGCUUGACGAAUUCUGUGGAUCAAAAUUCUGGGAUAGUUCACUCUCGUGGUAUACAAACAACCCAGAGCUAACACCAUGUUUCGAGAAAACAGUUCUUGUGUGGAUUCCCUGCUUUUACCUGUGGGUGGCGGCCUUACUAGAUAUCUAUUACAUAUUACAUAGUAAAGAGAGAAAUAUACCAUGGAAUAUAUUAAACAUCAGCAAAUUGGUCAUCACAUGCUUUUUAAUAGUUAUAAAAUUUGUGGAUCUUGGUGUGGUUGUACACAUUUCGUCCCAGGAGGAACCUGCAUUUCCAGUGUACAGUGCAGACUACUACAGUCCCAUUAUAAAGAUUUUGACAUUUGCUUUAUCAGCAACUUUGCUGUAUUACAAUAGGAAGUAUGGAAUGCGGGCAUCAGGAGUCCUAUUUUUCUUCUGGUUGCUCCUGGUUAUGGCUGGGAUGCCCCAGUUUCGGUCUGAAAUCACACGCCACUUCUUGCGAGAGGAUGAUGAGAAUGUCAGAUAUAACUUUGUCAGUUACAUGGUCUAUUACCCUUUGAUAUUGCUGAUGUUUAUACUGAAUUGUUUCGCCGACUUGCCUCCGAAGGACUCUCCUUAUAAAUACGAAAAGAACCAGUGUCCAGAAAGCGCGGCCGGGUUUCCCAGCCGUCUGACGUUCAGCUGGUUCGACCCACUGGCUCUGACCGGAUUCCGCCGGACCCUCACGGAACAUGACCUGUGGGCGCUCAACCCGCCGGACUCGACCGCCGAAGUCGUGCCGCGAUUCGACAAGUUCUGGCAGAAGUCUCUUAGAAAGAGGGAGAACGCUAACGGUGCAAAGGCGACGUACAGCAAAACAUCGGCCAGCGUCAAUUUUAAACCCGAGUCGGAAAGAAAGCCAGCCUCUAUACUACCAGCGCUUUGCUUGGCCUUUGGGGGCCAGUUCCUCUUCGGAGCCCUGCUCAAGUUGAUCAAUGAUGUUCUCAUGUUCCUAUCACCUCAACUUUUAAAACUCCUUAUAGGUUUCGUAGAAGGUAAAGAAGAGUUAUGGAAAGGAUACCUUUACUCCGUAGGACUACUGGCCUGCGCUUCUAUACAAACCAUGUUAUUGUCACACUACUUCACGAGGAUGUACUUAGUCGGAAUGAGGAUACGGACCGCCCUCACUAGCGCCAUCUACAGGAAGUCUUUACGCAUGUCCAACUCUGCGAGAAAAGAAUCCACCGUUGGUGAAAUCGUCAACUUGAUGUCUGUUGAUGCUCAUAGAUUUUUGGACUUGACUGCGUACUUGAACAUGAUUUGGUCAGCACCACUUCAGAUCGCUCUAGCGUUAUACUUCCUAUGGGGCAUCCUCGGCCCCUCAGUGCUGGCCGGUCUAGCCGUGAUGAUCAUACUUAUACCAGUGAACGGGCUUAUAGCCAACAGGGUGAAGACACUGCAAAUUAAACAGAUGAAGUACAAAGACGAAAGGGUCAAGCUUAUGAAUGAAGUACUCAAUGGAAUUAAGGUACUUAAAAUGUAUGCUUGGGAGCCAAGCUUCGAGGACCAAGUACUUAAAAUAAGGAAUAAGGAAAUGAACGUUUUGAAACAAACAGCGUAUCUAAACUCUGCGACAUCAUUUAUUUGGUCUUGCGCACCGUUUUUGGUAACAUUUGUAACGUACGUCACAUUUGUGGUGUCGGAUCCUGUAAAUAAUCAGCUUACGACAGAGACGGUAUUCGUGUCUAUGGCCCUGUUGUUAUCUAUGAAAGCUCCGUUAAUCAUACUCCCCUACGUCAUAGUAUACAUGAUAGAGACAUCAGUCGGUAUAAAACGAUUGAACAAAUUCAUGAACUGUGAUGAAUUGGAUGAGAGUGCAGUGGAGCACGACCCUAAAGAACCGAAUCCACUAGUAAUAGAGCACGGGCACUUCACAUGGGGGGACGAAGCGGAGCCAACAUUGAAGAACAUCAACCUGGAGAUCCCUCGUGGCUCCCUGGUGGCCGUGGUGGGCGCGGUGGGAUCCGGAAAGAGUUCGCUCUUGUCCGCUCUGCUGGGGGAGAUGAACAAGGUCUCCGGGAGAGUCAACACUCAAGGUACGGUGGCCUACGUGCCGCAGCAGGCGUGGAUACAGAACGCGACCCUACAAGACAACAUAUUGUUCGGCAAACCGCUCGACAACCACAAGUACCAAAAUGUCAUUAACGUCUGCGCGCUCAAAACUGACUUCGAUAUGCUGCCCGGCGGCGACCAGACUGAGAUUGGAGAGAAAGGUAUCAACUUAUCUGGCGGGCAAAAGCAGCGAGUAUCGCUUGCCCGCGCCGUGUACUUCGACGCCGACAACUACUACUUGGACGACCCUCUCAGUGCAGUCGAUUCGCAUGUCGGAAAACAUAUCUUCGAUAAGUUGAUCGGCCCCAACGGCUUACUCAAAAACAAAACGCGCGUGUGGGUGACCCACAACGUGUCGUACUUGUCUCAGACAGACUUGGUGCUGGUCCUUCGCGACGGACAAGUCUCAGAAGCUGGCACCUACCAGCAACUGCUAGAAAAGAAGGGCGCCUUCGCCGACUUCCUGCUGCAUCAUCUCAGUGACGCUGAACGGACCUCCCCUGAAGAACUUGACGAGUUGAAGCAGGACCUGGAGACGAAGCUAGGCUCGGAGUUCCAGAACAAGCUGCAGCGCGCGCGCUCGCUGUCCGAGAGCGCCUCCGAGUCGGAGCCCGCCGCCGCCGCCGCCGCCGCCGGAGAUAGUCGCGACAGUAUAAAGAAACGCACACCCGAAGCCACUCCCAACGAACUGAAAGAGAAAAACAAACUCAUUGAAGCGGAAAAAACCGAAACUGGAAGUGUGAAGUGGGGCGUGUACAAGCACUACCUGAUGAGCGUGGGCGUGUUCGCGUCGCUGGUGACCGUGCUCAUGAACCUCGUGCUGCAGGUGUUCCAGGUCGGCUCCAACUACUGGCUGGCGCGCUGGUCCAGCGACGAUCGAAUUUUGGUCGACAACAAAGUGGACACUUCUCGCAGGGACAUGUACCUGGGAGUGUACGGCGCACUCGGCGUCGGCCAGGUGGUGUCGGUGUCGGUGUCGUCGCUGGCGCUGUACCUGGGCACGCUGCUGGCGGCGCGCGCUCUGCACGCGGCCAUCCUCGCGGGCGUGCUGCGCGCGCCCAGCAUCGGCUUCUUCGACUGCACGCCCGUCGGCCGCGUGCUCAACCGGUUCAGCAAGGACGUGGAGGUGCUGGAUAACGUGCUGCCGAUGACCUUGCGCGGAUGGACCUCCUGCUUCUUUGCGGUACUAGGAACACUGUUUGUGAUCAGUUUCUCGACGCCAAUAUUCUUGGCUGUGAUACUGCCGAUCGGAGUGGUGUACUACAUCAUCCAGCGCUUCUACGUGGCGUCGUCGAGGCAGCUGAAGCGGCUGGAGUCCGUCUCCCGGUCGCCCAUCUACUCCCACUUCGGGGAGAGCAUCACGGGCGCGUCCACGAUAAGGGCUUACGGAGUUACGCAAAGAUUCGUUAAAGAGUCCGAGCGUGGCGUGGACCACAACCAAGAGUGCUACUACCCGAGCUGCAUCGCGAACAGAUGGCUGGCGGUGAGGUUGGAGAUGAUCGGCAACCUGAUCAUCUUCUUCGCGGCCAUCUUCGCUGUGCUCGGCAGGGAGACCACCUACGCUGGCCUGGUCGGUCUGUCCGUCAGCUAUGCGCUUCAGAUAACGCAAACACUAAACUGGUUGGUACGCAUGACAUCCGAGGUGGAAACUAAUAUUGUCGCCGUAGAACGAAUCAAGGAAUACGCUGAAACGAAGCAGGAGGCACCAUGGACGAUAGGCAGCGGUCCGGGCUCGACGUGGCCCGAGACCGGAGCCCUGCAAUUAGAGCGACUCACGCUUGGCUACCGCGCCGGGGAGCCCGCCUUGCGUGACGUCACGUGUUCUGUGGCGCCCGGGGAUAAGCUGGGCAUCGUGGGCCGCACCGGCGCGGGCAAGUCCACGCUCACGCUUGGCCUCUUCAGGAUAGUGGAAGCCAUGGGCGGCAAGAUCCUGAUCGACGGCAUCGACAUCGCGACGCUGGGCCUGCACCAGCUGCGCGCGCGCAUCACCAUCAUCCCGCAGGACCCCGUGCUGUUCUCGGGCACGCUGAGAAUGAACCUCGACCCCUUCGAGGCCUACACCGAUGAGGAGAUCUGGCGGUCGCUGGAACAUGCGCAUCUCAAGACGUUUGUGAAAGGUCUGCCGGCGGGGCUCCGGCACGCGAUCUCGGAGGGCGGCGAGAAUCUGUCGGUGGGCCAGCGCCAGCUCGUGUGCCUCGCGCGCGCGCUGCUGCGGAAGACGCCGCUGCUGGUGCUGGACGAGGCCACCGCCGCCGUCGACCUCGAGACCGACGACCUCAUACAGAAAACAAUCCGGUCGGAGUUCGCGUCGUGCACGGUCCUGACGAUCGCCCACAGACUAAACACGAUCAUGGACUCCACCCGAGUGAUGGUGCUCGAUCGCGGGCAACUGGUAGAGUUCGCGCCGCCAGAACAACUGCUGCAAGACAAGAAUUCCAUCUUCUACGGCAUGGCGAAAGACGCGGGUCUCGUCAACUAAACGCAUUGUAACUAAACAAACUUAUUUCGCCCGAUGCGGUGUCGCUGCUGUUGAAUAAAUUCAACGUGCAAUUAAAUUUAAAACGACUUGAAAGUUUCCGAUUUUGGUUCCGAGCCGUGUCAUCGAACGAUUCUUUAUUUUAAUUCCAGCCAGUGCUAUUGUAUUUGUGCCAAGUUGAGCCAAUUUUUAUUUAAAAAAUAAUAGGUUCAUUCUUCAUCGUAUCGUUUGACUCAUGAUGAGCAAAUGCCGUAGUACACCAGUAAACCGUUAGUUGUUUGUGCUUUGCUCAAUGAUUCUAUUUUUAACUCAAAUAGUGCUUUUUAGUUCAUAAAUAAAUAACCUGCGUUAAAAAAGCUGGAAUUAAAAAUCGAGUUAUGGCAUAUUCAUCAGUGUAACAUAGUUAUAAUGUGUGAAAACCACAGAAAUCUUUUUUUCUUUUUCAAUUUAGCGAUGUUGAUAAAAGUAGUGAUUCUACCCACCAUAGAGUAUGAUAUCCGAGGCAAUGGUAUGCCACAACGACUAGACCUGAAGCGGCUAGAUGGGGAACUAUUCAUGAAAGAUUCUUUUCACCAUAGCAUUGUAACACUAGAACUUAUUUUUUAUUUUAUUUUUAAAACUUCAGUUCGAAGGUUACUAAAUAAAAUUUUAAAUAUUUUAUUGAUAGAUUCCAACAUAGACCAUUUAGUGAAUUAGUGCUGAUCAAGUAUCUGUCGUGCAUCAGUUCCUAGAAGGAAUACCCAAUCAAUGCGCUAUAUAUAUUACACAAAUGUAUAGUACUCAAAACUUCACCUCGCUGCCAUGCUUAAUAUUGAUUUACUCGCCUCAAAGUAAGAUGUGCCUUUAGGUGUCGUUUCUUUGCAGUGUUUGAAAUUUGAAAAACAAUGUUUUGCAAAUUGACCGUUUACUAAUUUAUUAUGAUUCAUGUUACAUUGCUCAAACGAUAAGCAGUACCUAGCUCGUAAAUACAAACCAAACACACAUUUUGGAUAUGACUCACAUCACGUAGAAAGUACUUAAAUAUUUUACAAUUUUUAAAAUUAAAAUCUAUAAAUAUACAUUGUGUUUUUACUUAAUAAUGAAUGUACUUACUUGAAUCUAUUAUUAGUAAUUAUAAUGUUCAGCUUAAAAGUACCAGCCCUUCUUGAUCAUAUUUUCCGCCACUUUUAUAAUAAUAAAUGAAUUGGCAUCACACAUCACAAUUAUUUAACACCAUUGCCACACGAUGUUCGUUCUAAAGCGUCCGCUGCGUAACGCGACGGAUUCUCUCUGUCACCAAUCUUACAUGUGAAAGAGAUUAAGAACUUCUAGCUCUUUCACACGCAAUAUUUUACGACUGUGAUGGGGACAAUCCGUCGCGAGUAAAAUACUUCAAACAGCUGAAGUCGGCAAGUUGCUAAUUAUUGCCUUACAAAUGUAUUAUUUGGGGCCAUCCAUAAAUCACGUCACUUUAAAAGGGUAUCUGAGGGGUAUCCUGUAUUUCUUGACGUCACAUUUCAAAAUCUAGACUACCUACAUUAAUAUUCAUUAUUCUUAUUGUUUUAAUAAUUUCUAGGGUUUUCAAUUAAUUCAUAAUUGCAAAACUUGCGACGUCACAUUAAUGAUCUCCCAAAUGUGUCCAAUUGUAACAAGGACGGGGAGGGGUAAAAACAUGUGACGUAAUUUAUGGAUGCCUACUUUUCUCGAACUUAGAUUAAUAUAUUUUUUUUUUUUCAUUAGACUGCAUGAAAAUUAACGUUAAAACGUUGUGUUUUGCGUAAAUACUCCGAAAUGUUUUAUAUUUUACGCUUUUGAAAUUUUAUAAUGAAAACAUGGAAAUGCGGGUUACCAUUAACUUACUUAUCCUGAAAAAUUGGAAAAGAAAGCUACUAUAAGAGUUAUCGAAUAAGGUUUUAUUGUAGAAACAAAGUGCUAAGAGAAAUGUGUUUGUACUUAUGUAAAUUGAGACAGAAUUUUUACGAAUGUUAGUAUUGUUUGUGCUUAAUAAGUACUUAUUAUUUCCUAGUUCCGAGAAGAAAUAGUUUGAUUUUGUGGUGUUUACACUUACAGAAUUAACAAAGUUGUUGUUACAUAAUCUACUUAUACUGCCCAUUUACAGAAUAUUUACUUCCAUGUAUAUUGUAUAUAUUGUACUAUACGUAGUGUAGUUAUUAUAAUCUCUGUGUGUAGUAUAAGUUUUCAAUUUGUACUAGACAACCUUUACUUUUGCUGUACGCUGUGAUUAGUUGUUGCAUCUGGCUGCGGAAAGUAAAUAUAAACAUUGAGUUCCAAUUGAAAUCUCAUAUUAAGUACACUAUUUGAAAUUCAAGUAAUUUGAAAUAAAAAUACUUAUUGUAUUUUGUGCCUACAUCAAUAUUUUCAAGUUAUUGUCAAUUUGAAGUACAUACAGCAAUAAAAUGUGAUAAAAAAUAAUUCAUCUGUCUUAUACAAUUCUGUUUCACAUAAAAUGUGGUAGAUAUGUUAGAACCUACUAUGAUAUUAGAAUGUUAUGUUCGUGUCUAGUGGUAAGAGUCCCUGAGACCAUCCGUGAAAAACCAAUCAAAAAUAAUUGACCAGUCAUGACAUCGCAAUGGUCAAUUUUCGGUGCGAUUUUCUUUCGAUUCUUGGCCUGCUCUAUGUUAUACUGACAAUGAGCACGCUGAUUGUGAUAUCAUGUGAUGUAGGUUAUUCAGGGAUGUAUUCACGGUCCAAAUUUAACUACCAGCUGCCUUGUAAAUGUUAGAUGUGUUCACCUCACUAGGAGACAAUUUUUUCGGGAUAUAAGUUUCUACGCUGACGUAAGUAAGAGUAAUAAUAGUCAAAUGUUCACAACUCAGAAUAUAAUUUAUAAAGAUGAACAACGUCGGAGUUUAGUGGACAAUAUCGAUUGUAAAAUCCGUCUUAUGGCAACUAAAAUUAUUUGUUUUAAUUUUGUAAUUGCCAUUUUCUUUUACCUCAUAUUAUUGAAGUUGAUGAAUAAUUUAGUGGUCAAUACCUAUCUUUGUUUCUGCUCAAGUGUAAGUGUAGUUGUUUAAGUAUGGUCAAUGAGGUCGCUCAGUCUUAUACAUACUAUGUUUUUGUAACAAUAGUGUUUACAUAUUGAACUAAUUAUUUGGUUGUUAUUAGCUGUAUUUACCAAGUGAAAAUCAGCCUGGUUAAUUUAUGAGACUUAAUUGACCGUACAUAGAUUAUAUUUAAUGCUAAUAACGUUUGCUAAAAUGUCAAUAUACCCCAGCAUGACUAUAAUACUUGUUAUGUGGUUAUAAAAGGGGAAAAAACUUGUACGUAUUUCGAAAAUGUCCGAAUUUAUUUAUCUGAAUGUAAUAAUUUAUUAACAAAGGAUUCACUUGAAAUGUGCGAAUUUAUAAAAUGCAAACGUAUAAUAAGUACCUGAUGAAUCUCCGAGCGUUUCGACCGCUGCGGCCGCGCUGUCAUUAUGAUCCGUCAAUUUUCUUGAGAAAGGAAUCAUUUCCAAAAUCAAUCAUUCAAAAAAUUGACUUCAAUACAGAUAGUAAAACUGUUUCUUUUCUUUGUUAAAACGCACGGCCGCAUCGGCUGUCGAAACGCUCGGAGAACCACCCACGUAUACAAAGUUUAAAUGUUCGAGUUUGGUUGGAUGCUUAUUGUUCUUUCCUUUAAUAUUUUUUAUUGAGCAGGAAGUGGCCGGAGUCGAUCGCUAGUAAAUAUAUUUGAACAGGUCAGGUGAACCCACCAUACAGUUAUGCAAACAAGGAAUCCGAACGUAACUCGUGCAUUUAUUUUAGGCGGGAAAACCCACUUAGCCGAAAUCUCAUCUGUUUAUUGACGAGAUUAUUCUUGCCUGCAUUUUGAAAGAUUCAGUACAUAACUGAGUGUUUUUGUUGAAAAAUAACGUAUUCUAUGCACAAUUUUAAAUGUGUACGAAUGCCCAAUGUAUGUUUUGUACCAAGUGACAUGUGUUAAUUAGCAGUAAAUAUUAAAGUUAAUAUUACGAAUUGUAAUGGAAAUUAAAUAGAUAUAAUUUACAUA
This is a messenger RNA of Plodia interpunctella (Indianmeal moth), 8827 nucleotides long. RefSeq names its product Multidrug-Resistance like Protein 1 (gene MRP). The record is from RefSeq and is a predicted model, not a curated record. The transcript is spliced from 26 exons. Gene Ontology annotation, molecular function: ATP binding; ABC-type transporter activity; ATP hydrolysis activity. Gene Ontology annotation, cellular component: membrane. Lineage: Eukaryota; Metazoa; Arthropoda; Insecta; Lepidoptera; Pyralidae. The coding region runs from base 278 to 4843 and encodes 1521 amino acids. Gene Ontology annotation, biological process: transmembrane transport.